UGCAAAACACUUCCUCGGUGUGGCGCCAAACAUGUUUUAACUUCAGUAACUGUGAGUUGCAGUUUGAUGCUGUACAGCAGACAUUCACUGCCUGGAUUUAUCAACCUGUAGAUAAAGCUAAUAUCCUGACAUGUUGACCAAAAAAACGAAACGAGAAGCGUCUGUUGAGACCGAUGAACAAAACGUGACCCCCGAAGCAACAGUUCGACGGUCCUCUCGAAGGGCCGUGGCCCCUAAACGUCUCGCCUUUUCUCCUGACACCCCGGAUCAAAAGAAGAAGAAAAAAAUAAAAACCGAACAAGAAAAGCCAGAGAUAAAACGCAUAAAGGAUGAAGAUGCAGAAGAUGAAGUGGACCAGUCAGCUGAUGGUUAUGCAGGAGGGCUGUCUGAAUAUGAACUGGAGCGUCUUGAGAACAUCAGGAAGAACCAGGCUUUUCUGUCCUCCAUCAACUUAUUCCAGGCAAGAGAGGAUUUGCAUCAGACCACACGACCGAAGCCAUCGCAGAGAGGUUUGAGGUCUACUGCUGUCGUGAAGGAAGUACUCCCACCUCGUAAAUCCCUGCGCCUUCAAAACAAGCCUGCAGAGAAGCUGACUCUUCCUAAAGAACCCACAGACUCGUUUGACCACCAUCUGAACAGAGUAUUAAAGAAGCCUCCUGGCCCUGUUCUGAUGGACGCCAUAAACCAGGAGGAAGGCGUCAAGAUUCCACCACAGCUUAUAGAUCACUGCUCUGAGAAGAAAAAGAAGAUAAAAACCAACCUUGAUCUUAAAGAGUACAUCUCUGCACUGAAAGGCAUGAAGAUAACAGAAGACAAUGUGGCCAAAGUGGUGAAAGAUCGAAUCUUCUCUGCAGCCUUCCACCCCUGCAGUUCCAGCCUGUUGAUGGCUGCUGGAGACAAGUGGGGAAAAGUGGGACUCUGGAAUUUGGGUGCUGAAUGGGGCAAUGAUGGUGUUCUGCUCUUUGAGCCACACUCCCGUCCGGUCAGCUGCAUGGAGUUUUCCACGGCCCACCCCACGCAGCUGCUGAGCGUCAGCUACGAUGGAUCUUUGCGCUGCAUGGACAUAGAGAAGGCCGUUUUCGACGAUGUGUAUGACAUUGAUGAUGGGCUGAAAACUUUUACCUUUAUGUCGCCUGACUGCUCAACUCUUCUGGUUGGGAACUGGUUUGGAGAGGUCGCCAUUGUAGACAGGAGGACUCCAGGGAACUCUCACGAGUCUCUUCACUCACUGAACACAAAGGCUGUUCGCAGUUUAAGCGUCCACCCUCUCCAGAUGCAGUACUUUGCAGCAGCAGAAGGAAGGACUGUGAGCAUUUAUGACAGCAGAUACCUUAAGAAGACAAACAGCAAGGCUGUGUCUCAUCUGCAUGGGCAUUCUUUAGUCAUUAACAGCGCUUAUUUCUCACCUUGCUCAGGGAACAGAGUUCUCACCUCUUGCUUGGAUAACCACAUAAGGAUAUAUGAUACAUCUUCAAUGACUGCUGCACCUCCCGUCCUCAGAUCCCUCAGUCAUGACAUGCACACAGGUCGAUGGUUGACGAAGCUGUCAGCAGUGUGGGACCCAAAGAAGGAAGACUGCUUCGUAGUGGGAAGUAUGAAAAGGCCUCGCAGGGUGGAGGUGUUCCAUGAGAGCGGUCGGCUGCUGCACUCCUUUAUGGAUGAUAACCUUGCCACGGUGCUGUCGGUCACUGCCUUCCAUCCCACCAGAAAUGCGCUGCUGGGUGGAAAUGCAUCAGGUCGCAUGCAUGUCUUCUAUAGUUAAAAUUGAGGCCAAUGAGUUUGCAAACACCAUCGGGGGAAAGAGCACAGUACAUGGUUACUGCUUAUUAUAUUCAGAAAGGUCAUCUAUAAGGUGGAUUAAAGAGAUUCAUUUAAAAUGCCUUUUUUUGUUUUUGUCAGAUUCUGUGGAAUCGUUUUCCAGAUGUGAUGCACCUUUAUAAAAUAAUCAUGUUUUCAGGAAUCUUUUUAUUUCGUCUAGAUGCCUGAUCUAAGGUCCUCCAUAGGUCUGACUUCUCAGGUUGUUUUACUUAUACGUUCCACUAUCUUGUUUUCUGUCCCGUUUCUAAAUGUCUCAUU
Cyprinodon tularosa is the source of this 2076-nucleotide messenger RNA. RefSeq names its product WD repeat domain 76 (gene wdr76). Gene Ontology annotation, biological process: regulation of DNA damage checkpoint. The record is from RefSeq and is a predicted model, not a curated record. Gene Ontology annotation, molecular function: DNA binding; protein binding. Gene Ontology annotation, cellular component: nucleus. Bases 131 to 1762 code for a protein of 543 amino acids. The transcript has 15 exons. Lineage: Eukaryota; Metazoa; Chordata; Actinopteri; Cyprinodontiformes; Cyprinodontidae.